GACCCAGUGUACGUCAUGCGAGCUUUUCAACAAAUGGACAGAAACGAGCUGAUGUUGUUCGUCAAUUCGUUGAUUGGCUGAAAUCCAUGUGCACCAGGGCCACUGUCAAUCAAUACAGCGUGGACUUGUGGCUGACUUGGCCAUAGAUAGAGAAGUGUUUCGUCGUGCUGGACGUUUCAAGUUGAACGGGUUCUCUUUUCGUUCACUGAUUGAAUCGUGCUCACAUUGAAACAACUGCUCUAAUAAACAUUACCGCGAGUGUUCACCUAAAAUAAUCCGUCUUCAUCCAGUAAAUAAGGAAAAUUGUAGAAGAGUGUGGUUCUUCCUCCUUUCAUCAUGAGAUCGUUUGUCUGAAACAGCGUCGAGUCUGUCAGAUUAUCCGGUUGUAUAUUCGAAGUUAUUGCCUGCUUCUGUCCGCUCUGUGAGCCGUCCCUGCCGCCAUCGUGGCCACGUUAGAUCGGGACUACUCAAUUUACCACCCAUUUGGGGUGGCGACCUCAGGUGCUGGUACAGGUCAUCAUCACGGACUUGAGCACGACAUUAAAAUGACCGGUGGAAUUCCCGCGAUUCACAGCCACACCACGCUAUCCAUGGUCACUAGUCCAACGCCGACCUCCUCGCCGCCUUCGCAAGGUCACAUUCAGACCAAUGGAAGCGUCGGAGUCACUGGGUCUUCAGGUGGAGGUACCAACAAGAAGGACGCGGACCGGGUAAAACGACCGAUGAACGCCUUUAUGGUGUGGUCGAGGGGUCAGCGACGCAAGAUGGCUCAAGAAAACCCCAAGAUGCAUAAUUCUGAAAUUAGUAAGCGACUAGGUGCAGAGUGGAAGCUACUGUCGGAAGCCGAGAAACGACCUUUCAUCGACGAGGCCAAGCGACUGCGGGCCGUUCACAUGAAGGAACACCCCGAUUACAAGUACAGGCCCCGAAGAAAGACCAAAACGUUGAUGAAGAAGGACAAGUACCCACUAGCUGCGGGGUUGCUUCCAACGGACAGCCGAGCCCCCACUGCCGUAUCACAGGUUAGUCGAGAUAUGUACCAGAUGAAUGGUUAUAUGCCUAACGGUUACCCCACCAUGAUGCACGAAGCUUACCAACAGCAUGCGGCAGCAGCAGCUUCAUAUGGGACUCAGAUGGCAGCCAACAAUGCUCUUUACUCUCGAUAUGAUAUUGCCCAGCUGUCCACACCAAUGACCACAUGUUCCAACAUGAGCAUGCCUUAUAUGAAUGGUAAUUCCAACUAUUCUAUGCCCAUGUCCUCCUACUCUCCCAUGCAAACCGCCAGUCCCAUGUCUGCUCCAUGCCCAAUGAAGUCAGAGUCUAACCUCAGCCCAGGUGCUCAGACCCCUCCUUGCGCCAUGACAGCAGCAGCCGUAGCAGCAGUGACCGGUAGACGACCGGGGUGCACAUCUGACCUCCGUGACAUGAUCAGUAUGUAUCUACCUGGCGAUGGCAGCGGUGACCCGAACCUCCAAAGACUUCAGAUGCAGAGUCACUAUCAUCAAGCCGAACCCAUAGGACCCGGCACUAUGCCCUUAACACACAUGUAACUAUCGAGUGACUUUUAAUAGAGACUUAGCAGUCCGAGAUUUUUGUGGAGCCUCUGGUGAUGGACACUCACUCACAAAAGACCGACUGAACACAGGACCGAUGGCAACGAGACACCAAUAGCCAGCGAAAACGCUGAACAGCGUUGAUUUCCUUGUUGUCAGUCGUUCCAGCUGCACGUAAGUAAAUUUAUGCUGAGGUCCAAUUUCUUAAGUGAGUUUCAGUAGAGGUAGUUGUAUAUAUAUAUAGAACUCUGCACUUGGACUAUUUUUUUUUCCUUUUUGACCGUGCCUGUUCAAGGCCAGAAAAAAGAUGAUGCUUUUUCUUCAAGAAAAAAAAAAGACAAUAGCAAAAAAACCCGAGUACGUUGGUGUUUAAAAUAAAGCAAGCAUAUGUCUAGAUCUAAUCGUGUUGUCUGAGUGUGGAUAGGAAACAGACAUUUACAGAAGAAGUUAAUUACACCGACGUCGUAGUUCCUGUUGUAGAGAUGUGACAGUCAGUGUUAGGCCUGGGACGAGCACAGUUAAGUCACUGUUCAAAAUGCUUGUAACUAAUAUUAAAAUAAAUCUUAAUUUAUAAUCUGUUUAAAAUAACCAUUCAGCUAUUGAUCACAUGAUGUCUAUAGUUGAUCCUGUAGAAGUGGUGUUUAUAUGUACAUAUAUAUAAUGUCUGUAUAUUAAGUUUAUUAUAUUUGCGUUUCGUUAUUGUUCUUAAAUAAGCUGUUAUAUUGAAAAAGUAUAAUUAAUGACCUAAAUCUUCACAACGUUAUCAAAAUUCAAAGUGAUUGAUGAAAAACAAUGGAAGGAAGUGGCAAGUAUAUAUAAGUGAUUGUUUUAAACUAAAAAAAAACAACAACUAGACAACUUCAGAUUGUGUAGUAGAAAUUAAUACGAGAUACUUAUUUAAAAGAUUUCAAAUGAGUGGAAAGCAUUAGGUUGAGGUAAAUUUGCUGUUUGUCAACUUUUUAUAAAGGACUUGAUGUAGUUUAGAUGAAGGGCGACAUACCUUCUUUGAUUGAUGUUAUCUGUUAAUUUCCAAGUGUUUUCUUUGUAAUUUAUGAGGUUUUCACUUUUAAUAUAAAAAUUGUGAAUAAUUACAAGUCAGAACGACUGUAAAAAAAAAAGUGAGCUUGGAUUGGCUUAUGUACCAACUUAUAACUACGUUUUAAAGCUCCACUUUCGGGCUUUGUAGCUAUAUUUCUGCUGAUUUCAUUUAAAACUGUUGAUUUCUAUCCUUUAUAAUUUUCUUUUUUGAAAUGGUUUUAAAUAUACAAAGAUAACUUUUAUUUAUGAUAAUACGGUUCUUUUUGGAUAGAUUCCUAUACGCUCAAGAUCGUUCUUAACAACUAAUAUUUUUGUUAUUUGUUCAGAAGUUUGCUUGAACAAAAAUAAUUGAAAAAUAAAAUCAUUUCGAUUAAGCUGACGAGUUUGUCCCUUUCACAAGAUCACUUGUUCAUAAGCAAUAGCUUUUUCCCAUUUUCCAAUAACGGCUUAAAUGAGAAAAACAUGCAAAUGUAAGCUUUAAAUAGAAGUUUACAAAUAAAUCACAUGUGUAGUAAUUUCGCUAUAGUUUACGGAUAAGUUACAAUGACAGUUAUAUGAUAAUAUACGUGAUUCACAGCUUUGAUUUAACGUUAUACAGUUGUGUGAAAAUAAACUUAAAGAUCCGAUUAUUAAGGUAAUUUUCCCGAUAUCACUUCCUAAGAAUAGCAACUUUGCUGUGGUACAUGUAAUCAAAUCAGAAAACUUUGCUGUGGUACAUGUAAUCAAAUCAGAAUUAGGGACGUUCGUUCAGUUUGUUGAUGUUGGUAUUGUUGUUUUUCUUUCCUAUAAUUUGAAAUUAAAGUGUUCCUAAAAUUGUUGUAUACUUUAAGUAAAAUUUGUAUUUUUGGGACUCCGCCAAAUAAAAACAAAUUCUUUCAACCAUGAAAAGAAAUCCUAUUCAACCAAUUAUGUUGUAUUUUUUAAGUAGUUUAAAAAACAGUCACUGAACAACUCCUGAAGGAAUUCGUUAGAUUGUUUCUUUAGACAAGAAGUUUUAAAACUUUUGAUUUCAGAAGUUUAGUUAUUACUGGAUCCUGUAAUUGUAUACUUUAGAUUUCCCGUUUAAAAGAAAAUAACAGGAUAACAGUGAAAUUCUAAUAAUCCGUGAGUGAAAGCAGAGAACAAUAUGUUAUAAUAUGUCAACCGCACUACAUCUGCCGUAUCCAGUGCCGACGAGGCCUUUUGUGCAAUACCAGGACUCAUCGGGUCGGCUGAGAUGUGACAGAGAUAGUAGUGGUCUAAGCGCUAAUGUUGAACUGUGUCUAUGUGUUAAGGAAAUAAUAUACUAGCUUUCUUGUGACAUCCAGUUUCUCUGUAUUAGCAUAUGAUGAUCAAGUUGAAAUAUGGUAAUAUUACCGAAAGAAAAGCAUUGUUAUCUGUAUAUACUGUACUCGUCCUAAGGCCAAUAAAAGUCUUGGCACAAUCUA
Limulus polyphemus (Atlantic horseshoe crab) is the source of this 4018-nucleotide messenger RNA. Its product is annotated as transcription factor Sox-3-like. The record is from RefSeq and is a predicted model, not a curated record. Gene Ontology annotation, biological process: cell differentiation; regulation of DNA-templated transcription; anatomical structure morphogenesis. The transcript has a single exon. NCBI's taxonomy places the organism in Eukaryota, Metazoa, Arthropoda, Merostomata, Xiphosura, Limulidae. Bases 546 to 1550 code for a protein of 334 amino acids. Gene Ontology annotation, molecular function: DNA-binding transcription factor activity, RNA polymerase II-specific; RNA polymerase II cis-regulatory region sequence-specific DNA binding.